Messenger RNA from Penicillium mononematosum, 963 nucleotides. RefSeq names its product TauD/TfdA dioxygenase family protein. Bases 1 to 963 code for a protein of 320 amino acids. The record is from RefSeq and is a predicted model, not a curated record. The transcript is spliced from 3 exons. NCBI's taxonomy places the organism in Eukaryota, Fungi, Ascomycota, Eurotiomycetes, Eurotiales, Aspergillaceae. Gene Ontology annotation, molecular function: oxidoreductase activity.
AUGACCGUCACCACAAACGGAAUCGCAUUUUCCCACAUCUCCGUCAAGCCUUUGCACCCGACAUUCGGUGCCGAGAUCAGUGGCGUGGACUUUUCGUCUCCUUUGAAGGAUGCAGUAUUCAAGGAGAUAUAUCAGGCUGUGGCCAAGUAUGGUGUCGUUGUCUUUCGUAGCACUGGCCUCACAGACGAGGCCCAUAUUGCAUUCUCUAAGCAAUUCGGGGAGCUAGACGAUGUGAAACCGUAUAUCGCCGCUGGUCGAAAAAACCGUCUCAAAUACGCAGAGCUCUUCGACGUUAGCAAUGUCGAGGUUGACGGAUCGAUCCUUGACCCUAACAGCCCACGUGGUCAAGCAAACAAGGGUAAUAACCUCUUCCACGUGGACUCGAGCUUCAACCCUCGCCGCGCCGGAUACUCCCUUCUCUUAGCACACGAGCUACCGCCGACUAGCAUAGGAGCCCACACUGCCUUUGCAGACACGAGGACGGCAUUCGACGAUCUCCCCCAAGAGCUCAAAGAGCAGCUGUUGGCCAAAGACUACAUAGCUUGCCACUCCAUGCACCACUCUCGCAAACUAGCCGCUCCCGAGGCCUUUGCCGAACUCAACCCGCUCGACUAUCCUAUGGGACGGCACAAGCUAGUGCAGCGCCAUGAGGCAUCCGACCGUAUGAAUUUGUACAUUGCGGCCCACGUUCACCAUAUCGAAGGCCUCGCCCCGGACGAAUCGCAGGCAUUGUUUGACCAGCUUUACAAGCAUGCCACUCGCGAUGACAAUACCUUGGAGAUUGAGUGGAAAGCACCAGGCGAUCUGGUUAUUUGGGAUAACACGUGCACUAUGCACAGGGCUGUUGGGGGGUCGUUCCUUUGGAAAUACAAGCGGGAUAUGAGACGGACGACUGUUCAUGAUUCUAGCUCGACGGCUUGGGGCUUGAAUGAGCACACGGAUGUUAGGCAAGGGCUUCCUUGA